This is a messenger RNA of Asparagus officinalis (garden asparagus), 963 nucleotides long. RefSeq names its product putative 4-hydroxy-4-methyl-2-oxoglutarate aldolase 2. The record is from RefSeq and is a predicted model, not a curated record. Gene Ontology annotation, molecular function: ribonuclease inhibitor activity. Gene Ontology annotation, biological process: regulation of RNA metabolic process. Bases 214 to 720 code for a protein of 168 amino acids. NCBI's taxonomy places the organism in Eukaryota, Viridiplantae, Streptophyta, Magnoliopsida, Asparagales, Asparagaceae. The transcript has 2 exons.
AGUUAUUCAAAGUCAAUCGAAUCAAUCGCAACGCGAGAGAAAAGUAUAGAUCCCAUUUGCCUCCGUCUUCUUCCUUCUGGAAAUUCCAUAAUUCCAGAUCUUGAUCCACACGAAGUUCUAAUAAGUCUGGUUAAAAUCAAACCCCAACUCUCAAAAUUCGUUCUUUGUGGCUCGCAGCUGGUUGCGAUCAGCUCUCUCGAGUAACCAAAGUCGAUGGCUUCUCUCCCACUAGCAACCGCUGAAGUAUGUGACGCAAAUUCCCACCUAAUCACAAACGGCGAGCUCCGUGCCCUCCAUCCAAUCUUCCAAAUCUACGGUCGUCGCCAGGUCUUCUCAGGUCCAGUUGUCACUCUCAAAGUCUUCGAGGAUAAUGUUCUAGUUCGUGAAUUCCUCGAAGAAAAAGGUAACGGUAGAGUUUUAGUCGUUGAUGGAGGUGGAAGUAUGAGAUGUGCAAUAUUAGGAGGAAACCCAGUUCAACAAGCUCAAAACAAUGGCUGGGCUGGUAUUAUAGUCAAUGGUUGCAUAAGAGAUGUUGAUGAGAUUAUUGGGUGUGAUAUUGGAGUUAGAGCUUUGGCUUCGCAUCCAAUGAAAGCUAAUAAGAAGGGCAUUGGAGAAAAGCACGUGCCUGUGAAUAUUGCUGGAACGAGGAUUUAUGAUGGCGAGUGGCUUUAUGCAGAUACUGACGGGAUUCUUGUUUCGAGGUCAGAGUUAACUGUUUGAAAGUUUUUAAUAUUUUUAUUGUCUUUCUUUGUAUCUGUUGUAUUAUCGUCUAUGCACGUCUGCUAGUAUGUACUUCAGUAUUUUUUACUCGUAUUGAUGAGGAUGUUUUAGGUAUUUUCUAUGAAUAAAUAUCUGCUCAUUCUAGAAAAAACACGGGCAAUACGCUGUAUAUGUUUCUCUUGUUAGUCCUGAUGUCUCAUCUGAAUGGUACUGUCUAUAUAUUGUUGUAGUUAUAUUAUUUUC